This is a messenger RNA of Humulus lupulus (European hop), 606 nucleotides long. RefSeq lists its product as uncharacterized. NCBI's taxonomy places the organism in Eukaryota, Viridiplantae, Streptophyta, Magnoliopsida, Rosales, Cannabaceae. Gene Ontology annotation, biological process: chloroplast fission. The record is from RefSeq and is a predicted model, not a curated record. The transcript has 2 exons. The coding region runs from base 1 to 582 and encodes 193 amino acids.
AUGAAUGAGCAAUAUUGUUCAUUUUUAAGGCCAUUGAUAGAGUUGACUAAAGACUUGAAAUGUCUGAUUGAGAAAGCUUGGGCUAUAAAUGGUAAGCUCGACUGCGAAAUCGAGCAGAGUAUUAAGCUCUGCAAGUUUUGCUCAGAGCAUGGUCGUUUUUGCAAUGUUGCAGAUCAGAUCCCAGUUGAGGAGAGGCAGAGCUUGAUUGCCAUAAGAGAUUCAUUGAAGCAAGUUGAGAACACCCUUUUGUUUCAACAGAAGCUGCUGUGUUGGCAAGAGAGAGAAAAAAAUGAAGCUAUAAUUCGUUUGAAAGAAAGCAGAACAGCUUUAAUGGAGUUGGUGAGGAGUUAUGAAGGGAAGGCACCAGAUGUGUUGAGAGAAUUAAAUGUAUGUUUUGGUGAUGAUGAUGAUGUUGUAGUUCUUCACAACUUUAAAGAUGGUGAACCCAACAACAAAUGGUGGAAGCACUACUGGCCCAAACCUUUUGGAUUUGCAAUGAAGUGUUUGAUGUUCUCGGCUACCAUAUCAUAUAUGAUUCGUUUUAGUCACAAUAGCAGUUCCAGAUCAAAUAAAUUCUUCUAAUCUGCUAUUAAACUUGUGGAGAAG